CGGGGCUGACAUGCGGCGCGGCCCGGGCGGCGGCAGCAGCGGCGGCGGCGGGAACUCGAGCGGCGACGCGGGCCGAGGGGGCGGCGGCUCUCGCGGCGGCCCAGCCCCGGCGCUCCGAGGUGUCCUCCAGCAUGGUGACCAUGGCCGAGCUCAGCACGGCGCCCGCCGGCCAGGGCCAGCAGAAGCCCCUCCGCGUGGGCUUCUACGACAUCGAGCGGACCCUGGGCAAAGGCAACUUCGCGGUGGUGAAGCUGGCCCGGCACCGGGUGACCAAGACCCAGGUGGCGAUCAAAAUCAUCGAUAAAACACGCCUGGAUUCAAGUAACCUGGAGAAGAUCUACCGCGAGGUGCAGAUCAUGAAGCUUCUGAAUCACCCUCACAUCAUAAGGCUGUACCAGGUGAUGGAGACCAAGGAUAUGCUGUACAUCGUCACCGAGUUUGCCCAGAACGGGGAGAUGUUCGACUACCUGACCGCCAACGGGCACCUCAGCGAGGACGAGGCCCGGAAAAAGUUCUGGCAGAUCCUGUCGGCCGUGGAGUAUUGCCACAGCCACCACAUUGUCCACCGCGACCUCAAGACGGAGAACCUGCUGCUGGACGGGAACCUGGACAUCAAGCUGGCAGAUUUCGGUUUUGGGAACUUCUACAAGCCGGGGGAGCCCCUGUCCACGUGGUGUGGGAGCCCCCCCUACGCCGCCCCGGAGGUCUUCGAGGGCAGAGAGUACGAAGGGCCCCAGCUGGACGUCUGGAGCCUGGGCGUGGUGCUAUACGUGCUGGUGUGCGGCUCGCUGCCCUUUGACGGGCCCAGCCUCCCAGCCCUGCGGCAGCGCGUGCUGGAGGGCCGCUUCCGCAUCCCCUUCUUCAUGUCCCAAGACUGCGAGAACCUGAUCCGCCGCAUGCUGGUGGUGGACCCCGCCAAGCGCAUCACCAUCGCCCACAUCCGCCAGCACAGGUGGAUGCAGGCCGCACCCCCCCUGCCGCCCGCCGGGGCCCCGCUCGCGGCCCUCAGCUACAGCUCCAACCUGGGCCACUACGACGAGCAGGUGCUGGGGCUCAUGCAGGCGCUGGGCGCCGACCGGCACAGGACGGUGGAGUCGCUGCGGACCAGUAGCUACAACCACUUUGCGGCCAUCUACUACCUCCUGCUCGAGCGGCUGAGGGAGCACCGCAGCCCCCCGCAGCAGCCCACCCCGCCGCGGCCCCGCAGCUCUGACCUCGCGGCUCUGGAGGUCCCCGCCGACGCCUUCCAGACCUCCCAGCUGGGCACACAGCCCCCCAACCCGGGCCAGUCUGCCCUGCAGGCCGAGGUGGACUGCGACCUACCCAGCUGUCUGCAGCCAUGGCUUCUGCCCGUGGACCCCAGCUGCAGCGGCGCGCUCUGGCCCCGGUCGGCGUCACCCAGCAGCCUGCUGGACACGGCCAUCAGCGAGGAGGCACGGCCGGGCCGGGGCCUGCAUGAGGAGCUGGAGCCCCUGGCCGGCGGCACUGGCCGCAGGCACACCCUGGCCGAGGUGUCUAGCUGCUUCUCCCCAUGCAGCCCUCCCUGCAUCAUCGUCUCCACGUCUGUGCCCCCGGCCUCUGAGGGCACCAGCUCCGACAGCUGCGUCCCCUUCUCUGCUUGCAGCGCCCCGCAAGGGCUCGGUGGCCGCCUGGCCGCCCAGGGGCUGCUGGGCACCUGCUCCCCACUGCACCUGGCCUCACCCCUGCUGGGGGCGCAGUCGGCCACCCCGCUGCUGCAGCGUCAGGGGGCCCCAGCCGGGGCAGCUCUGCUGCCCGUCAGCUUCCAGGAGGGUCGCCGGGCCUCCGACACCUCGCUCACUCAAGGCCUGAAAGCCUUCCGGCAGCAGCUCCGCAAGAACCCCAGGGCCAAGGGCCUCCUGGGCCUGAACAAGAUCAAGGGGCUGGCCCGCCACGUGUGCCUGUCCGCCUCGUCCAGCCGGGCAUCCAGGGCCGGCCUGGGCCCCCUGCAGCCGCUGUCCCCGAGCCCAGGCCUGCUGGAAGCCGUGCUCCAGCAGCAGAGGCUGCUCCAGCUCCAGCAUCACCCGACCUCCGCACCCAGCUGCCAGCAGAGCCCCCCGUCACCCCCCACAGCGCUGCCCAGCACCCUCCCCGCGCCCGGGCUCCCGGAGGAGCUGGGCCCGCGGCUGCCAGCCCCUCUGCUCCCAGCCGGGCUGUCCCCGGUGGUCUCGGCGGCGCAGCUCCUGGACGCCCACUUGCACAUCGGCGGCCCGACCUCCUCAGCCCCGCCGGCCGCCGUGGCCCCCAGCUUUGAGCCGGUGGCGGGCCUACGGCCAGGGGACUGUGACAUGGAGGCGCUGAGCCCCGGCCGGCGCGGCGCCUUCGUCCUGGUGCAGUGAGGCUGCCUGUGGGCGCCUCUCUCAGCAAUAAUCUCGCGGCCAAGCGCGGCUCGAGGCCACCAAGCAAUACGCCCUGCCUGUCCCGCCCCUGCAGCUUUGGUUUUCCUUUCCUCACACUGAGCCGCUGCCCCAAGCCGGCCACAGACUCGCCGAGGGGGGACAAGGACGGGGUUGCCACCGGUCACUGCACACGGGCUCAUCAGCCACCGGCCACUCCCUGGACUGACCCGUGUCCAGACCCAAGCUGCUUCUCCCAGCAGCUCUGAGCACCCUGGGGCGGGGGGGCUUCAGGGAGCCCCGAGGGGCAGGGCACACCCCCCCCCUCCUCAUCUGCUGCUACUUCAUGUCAGACCCAGGAAGCACCGCCGAGGGAUGGGGUGGACGCCUGCUCCCCCGCUACACUCCCAGUGGACACGCUCGUUGGGGAGGAGACAGGGGCUCUGCCUCCAGUCCCUGUGGGCAGCCCCCAGCCCUCAUUCAGGUGCCUUCAGCCCCCACCGGCUCCCGCCACUCACAGUGUUAGUCCCAGUGGCCAGAGCACGGGGCCAGGCAGCGCUGGCCAAAGCCAAAGACUGGGGGCUGGUAUCCCCGGGCCCACCCGGGGCUGUGCCCAGGUCCUCGAGCUGUCAGGCCUGGCCAGCGGUGCCUGCUCCCAGGGGGCCGGGACCUGGGGGCCACCCCCAGGCCAGAGGCCAAAGGCCUCAGCACCACAGCAAGCACUUUAAUCAUGGCCCUUCCGAGCCUGCGCGGCCGUGCCCACGCGUCCCCAGGACGCCGCCCCCACCGGGCCCAGCCUGGGGUGGAGAUACUUUUGUUGUGUUUGUUUGUUUUGUUUUUUUACCACAACCGAAGUAGUUAUUUCUUCUGUUACCCUGAGAGGUGUGUGCUGGAUGACUCAUGGAUGCCUGUUUUUUAAUUUAAUAUUUAAAUAAAAUAUUUGGGGACAAACCCCUGGCCUCCACCUGCUCUGACA
Messenger RNA from Sorex fumeus (smoky shrew), 3330 nucleotides. It is a transcript of the gene SIK1, whose product is annotated as salt inducible kinase 1. The coding region runs from base 132 to 2357 and encodes 741 amino acids. The transcript has 14 exons. NCBI's taxonomy places the organism in Eukaryota, Metazoa, Chordata, Mammalia, Eulipotyphla, Soricidae. Gene Ontology annotation, cellular component: cytoplasm. The record is from RefSeq and is a predicted model, not a curated record. Gene Ontology annotation, biological process: microtubule cytoskeleton organization; intracellular signal transduction; protein phosphorylation. Gene Ontology annotation, molecular function: tau-protein kinase activity; ATP binding; protein serine/threonine kinase activity.